Brassica napus (rape) is the source of this 1090-nucleotide messenger RNA. RefSeq names its product histidine-containing phosphotransfer protein 3. Gene Ontology annotation, cellular component: nucleus; cytoplasm. Gene Ontology annotation, molecular function: histidine phosphotransfer kinase activity; protein histidine kinase binding. Gene Ontology annotation, biological process: phosphorylation; phosphorelay signal transduction system; cytokinin-activated signaling pathway. Lineage: Eukaryota; Viridiplantae; Streptophyta; Magnoliopsida; Brassicales; Brassicaceae. The coding region runs from base 392 to 859 and encodes 155 amino acids. The record is from RefSeq and is a predicted model, not a curated record. The transcript is spliced from 7 exons.
CACAUAUCACUCCCUGGAUUUCGGUCCAAAGAAUCAAACCGAUGUUCUGGAGUGCUGUCGACAGAGUAAUGAUGCUUUAGAUGAAGAUAAGUACUUUGUGUUUCUAACUUUCUAUGGAGAAUCUUCCAGCGUGAGAGAUUCUUGAUGUCUGUGGGUUUUGGAAAAAGAAAACGCACAGAAUGAAUGAAUGUAUCAAAUCAUGAAUGAGAUUCCGUUUUUCAUGGCCUAAAUCAAUCUAUCUCGCUUUCUCAAGAAUAAUCACUGUAAGAAUCUCUUUUAUUGGGAUUAGAGUUUCAAGUCCAAAAAUUCAGAGAAAACUGCUCAUUUUGUUCUCCUAUAUCAAACUUCAAAUCUCCUUCUUCUCUCUGCUUCAUCGUCACAAGUAACCAUCAUGGACACACUCGUUGCUCAGUUGCAGAGACAAUUUCGUGACUACACCAUUUCUCUCUAUCACCAGGGGUUUCUGGAUGAUCAGUUCACUGAGCUGAAAAAGCUGCAAGAUGAAUGUAGCCCUGAUUUUGUGGCAGAGGUUGUUUCUCUCUUCUUUGAAGACUGUGAGAAGCUUAUCGGUAACAUGGCUAGAGCUCUAGAUCAGACAGGAAAUGUAGAUUUCAGUCUGGUAGGUUCUAGUGUUCAUCAACUCAAAGGUAGUAGCUCAAGUGUUGGUGCCAAGAGGGUCAAAGGUCUUUGUGUUACCUUCAAGGAGUGUUGUGACUCUCAGAGCUUUGAAGGGUGUGUGAGAUGUUUGCAGCAGGUGGAUAUUGAGUACAAGUCAUUGAAGGCAAAGCUUCAAGAUUUGUUCAAUCUUGAGCAGCAGAUUGUCCAAGCUGGUGGUAGAAUCCCUCAGGUUGAUAUAUAAGAUACUCGCCGACGACAGAACAUGAAUUUGAUCAAUCAGACUAUCAGAGUGAUGAUGAUUUGCAUUCUCAGGAUGUUAUUGUUUAGUUAAAACUUAAAAGUUAAAACACUUACAAAUGUGUGGAAAAGACCCGAGUGAUUGUUGUUGUUAGAUCAGUACUAUGUAACUUUAUCAAUCGCUUUGGUUUGAUGACCCUUGUUCCUAAUAUAUAAUCUGAAUCGUUUGCUACGA